Zychaea mexicana is the source of this 303-nucleotide messenger RNA. RefSeq names its product RlpA-like double-psi beta-barrel-protein domain-containing protein-containing protein. The record is from RefSeq and is a predicted model, not a curated record. The annotation marks the transcript as partial. The transcript has 2 exons. NCBI's taxonomy places the organism in Eukaryota, Fungi, Mucoromycota, Mucoromycetes, Mucorales, Lichtheimiaceae.
UCCUACAAAGGUGAUGGCACGUUUUAUACCGUCGGCCUUGGAUCAUGCGGCACCGACGACAGCAACAGCGAUCUCGUAGCUGCUUUGAACGCGCCUCAAAUGGGCUAUAGCGCAAACCCAAACAACAACAAAAACUGUGGACGUAAGGCGCGGGUGAAGGGCCCCAAAGGCUCGGUUACUGUGAAAAUCGUCGACACUUGCCCUCCGUGCAAGAAAGGUGAUCUCGAUCUGAGCCCAGCAGCAUUCGGCAAGAUUGCUGACUUUGACGACGGAAGAGUCGAUAUUUCCUGGUCUUGGGCAUAA